Messenger RNA from Podospora pseudocomata, 2104 nucleotides. RefSeq lists its product as uncharacterized. NCBI's taxonomy places the organism in Eukaryota, Fungi, Ascomycota, Sordariomycetes, Sordariales, Podosporaceae. Gene Ontology annotation, molecular function: magnesium ion transmembrane transporter activity. Gene Ontology annotation, biological process: magnesium ion transport. Gene Ontology annotation, cellular component: membrane. Bases 692 to 1960 code for a protein of 422 amino acids. The record is from RefSeq and is a predicted model, not a curated record. The transcript is spliced from 8 exons.
CCCCAGACUUUGCUGUUCGACACCACCGCAGCAGGGGGCCUCGAAUGAAACUUACCAGCAACACUUCUCUCCAUGCUCUAUCAGAACACAUUCGUUUGCGCUACCAAGUAAACACACACCACACAAACGGAACUCUGAUCUGGUGUCUGGACAAAUUCCCUUGGGUCAGCGAUAUCACUGGGGAAACACCACAGACGGCAACAACACGAACCUAAGCAGCCCCAGCGCAUAUCCAACCCUAGGUAACGCUUGCUUAACUAUUACGGCCCUCCUCCGCCCGCCGCCGCCGCCGAGCCACGAGCGCACCCACGAGCCACCUGUGUCCUCAUCAGACGAGACGAAAACCGUUGCAUACUUUCGACCGAGCAGGGGAAAAAAACAUCACACGGAAAACGGAUUGCGCUCCAAGCUCUCAAUUAGUAUUGGAAAAGAUAUACCGAAUGCAUAGCAGACGGCCAGAAGCUUGAUAUUUUUCUUGUUCUUCUUUCUUUCGCUUUUUUUUUUUUUUUGCAGACCCUCGCCCGGCGCGAGAGAGAGCGGCUGCUUGCUUGCCCCUCCUAGAAACCUCGACAGUGUAGCUCCGGCUCCGGUUCGCAGCAACCACCACCGCCACAACAACAACAACAACAACAACAAGGCAGCGCGUUCUCGUUGCUGCCGUCGCGCUCGUUUUCUUUGUAUUGCUUUCAAGAUGAUGUUGGAGGAGAAAUAUAUCGGCCUGGCCUUGGCCAUGAGCUCGAGUUUAGCAAUAGGUAUCAGCUUCGUCAUCACCAAAAAGGGAUUGAUGCAAGCAGAAGAAAGGCAUGGGUUUGAAGGUGAUGGGUUCGUUUACUUGAAGAACCCAAUGUGGUGGGCAGGCAUUGUUUGCUUGGUUUUGGGCGAAAUCUUCAACUUUGCAGCUUACGCUUUUGCGCCGGCCAUCCUCGUCACCCCUCUUGGAGCGCUGUCGGUGUUAGUGGGAGCUGUGGUGGGGUCAUACGUGCUCAAUGAGGAGUUGGGGACGUUGGGCAAGCUGGGGAGCGCCCUCUGUCUGAUCGGAGCUGUCAUUAUUGUGCUGCAUGCGUCCCCUGACGAGGAUAUUCAGACUAUUGACCAGAUUCUCGAAUAUGCGAUUCAGCCAGGCUUCUUGUUCUACUCGCUGUUCGUCUGCAUUUUCGCGACGAUUAUGAUCUACAAGGUUGGGCCGAUCCACGGCAAGAAGAAUCCUCUUGUCUAUCUGAGCAUUUGCUCGACUGUUGGAUCCAUCUCGGUCAUGGCCGUCAAGGCAUUUGGCAUUGCCCUCAAGUUGACCUUUGCGGGGCACAACCAGUUCAGCCACCCGUCGACUUAUGUCUUUAUGAUCAUUACUGUGGUUUGUAUCCUUACCCAGAUGAACUACUUUAACAAGGCUCUGAGCCAGUUCCCUACCAACAUUGUUAACCCCCUCUACUAUGUCACUUUCACGACGGCAACUCUUAUUGCCUCCUUCAUCCUCUUUCAAGGUUUCAACACAACCGACACAGUCAACACUCUCUCCCUCCUCUGCGGCUUCCUCGUCACAUUCACGGGGGUCUACCUCCUCAACCUCAGCCGAACUGACCCCUCAGGCACUAAGACGUUGGCCCGCAGAAGCGGCGGCGACUCGACGGGAACCGACAUGAUUUCUAGCAUCCAGACAAGAAUGAGCAUGGAAGCCCGCCGUUCCCAAUCCCACCGGAUGAGCGUCGGCAGCCGCACGGGCGGUGAUCGUGACGGUCUCAUCCGGGCCUACGACGAGGAGGCCGGGCUUGGUCUUCACGACUUGGCAGACGACACAGACGACGACGUGGACCCGCGCUCUCCCAUGAUUUCGAGUUUUUCCCAACAGCAAACGAAUGGGAGACCAAACGGCGGGAGUGGGAGUCACGGGACGCAUUUGACGGCGGGGAAUGCGUAUAACGAGUCAAUAGAGCUGCAGAGUAGGAAGUCGGGGGAUAGAUGAUGAUGAUGGGGGUUGGAGGAGGGGGGGGGAUUUGCUUUUUCUUUGGGAUGUAUUUUUACUACAUGGUUUGCUGCUAUUAUUAUCACACAGUUGUCUCUUGUGGCAUUCAUUGGAUCUUUGAAGAGAGAGAUAUAUAUAUGGUGG